UUGCUAUCGUUUCUAUUUCUGUUUGUUUCCCAAAAUUAUCGAUUGUUUUUAUCGUCAUUAUUUUUCGUAUCGUUGCGUUUGCUGGCGUUCUCAUUGUCAACGUUUCCACUAUGCCGCGGCAUUUCAACGAUAUGCGUUCCAGCCAUGAGAGGCGUAUACAGCAACUCGAGCAGGAGGUUCUUGAUUGUUGCCGAGAACUUAAUAAGCUAAAGAAGGAGAAACAAUUUCUAGAGAAUCAAGAUCAGUUCAUCAAUUAUAUGAAGACGGAGACGCAUCUAAUCUGGAAAUUCGACAUGAGCGAGUUUCCGGUGAAAAACAUCAAACUGGAGCUUAAGAAUAGAUGCGUCAAAUUGCAAGCCUAUCGCAAGCAAACAGUCCAACUGCCAUGUCGGUUAUAUCUCGAGCUACACAAACCGAACCUGCGGAUCGUCUGACAGCUAUACAAUUGCGCUUGGAAGAACUGAAAAGCGCCUUGCCGGAAUACACCGACUUGACAGCGAAUCGUGUAGUGAAAUUUUUGCCAAAACCAAAAGUGGAAAGAAAGAGGCUAUACACUAAAAAAGAAAGAUCUACAAUCUUUAUUGGCCCCAACCUGACAAGAGUCGAUCGGACCGCCUUUCAGCGCAUAAAUUGGGAUUGUUACUCGCUGGCAACGCGGGCUCUGUUGGACGCAGUCUUCGACAAGCAGACUCUGGCCACAAGGAAUAUUUCGGGCAUAAAGCUGGGCUCAAUGGGCCGCAUGAGGUCCACGGAUUAUAUACUGGAUCCGCUGAAGGUCAGCGAUAUUGUGCAGCUGGUGCAGCACAAGUGCAAGGUCAGCGAAACGGUCAUUCGAAAAAUAAUCACCAUCAAAUGCUCGGAUACAGCCAAUACCAAGCGCUUUAAAAAUAUUAUAUAGGAUAUCACAAUGGAUAGUUCUGUAAAAGUAAAGAUUAAAAUAUUGUUUGGCUCUCA
Molecule: messenger RNA, 954 nt
Organism: Drosophila montana
Lineage: Eukaryota; Metazoa; Arthropoda; Insecta; Diptera; Drosophilidae
Exons: 2
Coding region: 111-434 (107 amino acids)
Source: RefSeq, a predicted model, not a curated record